UUCGCGGUGUGAGUUCAGGUUGUACUGCAGGAACAGACACCAUUGUGAUAUCGCCAUUCGAGGCAUCUAUUCCUCUCGAGCAUCAUAUAUCCUCCCCUCCUUCAGACCUACUACCACCCAGACCACCGAGCCAGGAAAGGGCUGAGUCGCAGUCAUGGCCACGGCCACGGUCACGCAGUUCGUCACCCAGACGGUGAACUCCACGGCAGCGACGGCCACGAGCACGCAUCGAGCAACACCCCAAGGAGGUAUCCUGGAGGGCGUGGAUCCAACCCACUAUGAUCCCAAGAAUCCCAUCAUCCUAUUCAUCAUCCAAGCCGGCAUCAUCAUCAUCUUCUGCCGUCUCCUCCAUUGGCCUUUGUCCAAGAUCCGCCAGCCUCGUGUGAUUGCAGAAGUCAUUGGGGGCAUCUUACUUGGUCCUUCCGUGAUGGGACGCAUCCCAGGCUUCACCGCCGCAGUCUUUCCCACCGCUUCGAUACCGAAUCUCAAUAACGUUGCGAACCUCGGCCUCGUCCUAUUUCUAUUCCUCGUUGGGUUGGAAGUGGACCUGAGAUUCUUCUUCAGCAAUUGGAAAGUCGCAUUGAGUGUGGGCGCUGUGGGAAUGAUACUACCCUUUGGAUUUGGAUGUGCAAUAGCUUGGGGUUUACAUCAUCAGUUCCAGGGUGAGCCGAAUAUUGUGGACAUCAGUUUUGGGACAUUCAUGUUGUUCAUUGGUAUAGCUAUGGCUAUUACUGCGUUCCCCGUGCUGUGUCGUAUCUUGACGGAGCUGCAACUGCUCCAAACUUCUGUCGGCAUCAUCACGCUUUCAGCGGGAGUGACCAAUGAUGUCGUGGGAUGGAUUCUUCUCGCUCUCUGUGUUGCACUGGUCAAUGCUGGAAGUGGUUUGGCUGCGCUCUGGGUCUUGCUGACCUGCAUUGGCUACGGAUUGUUCCUCUUCCUCGCUGUCCGGCCCGUCUUCAUUUGGUACCUGCGACGAAGCCGAGCUCUGCAGGACGGACCAUCCCAGGCCGUGAUUGUGACUACGCUGUUGAUCGCCCUGGCAUCGGCUUUCUUUACCGGUGUUAUUGGUGUCCACGCCAUCUUUGGCGCGUUCAUGGCUGGCCUGAUUUGUCCUCACGAAGGUGGUUUCGCUAUCAAGAUCACGGAAAAGCUCGAGGACUUGGUCGGCGCCCUGUUCUUGCCGCUCUACUUUGCACUGUCUGGUCUAUCCACCAACAUCGGACUGCUCGAUAAUGCCAUAACUUGGGCCUAUGUCGUUGGCGUGAUAGCAGUCGCCUUCAUCGCAAAGUUCGUUGGAGGAACUAUUGGAGCGAAGAUCAAUGGGCUCGUCUGGCGCGAGUCCUUUACCAUUGGAGCCCUCAUGUCGUGUAAAGGCCUGGUUGAGUUGAUUGUACUCAACAUUGGUCUGCAAGCCCGCAUAUUGAGCACGAGGACCUUUACUAUUUUCGUAGUCAUGGCAUUGGUCACUACUUUCGCCACCACUCCCCUGGUGCAGCUGCUCUAUCCUCCAUGGUACCAGCGCAAGCUCGAAGCGUGGAAGCGUGGCGAAAUCGACUGGGAUACCGGCAGGCCGCCCAGCAGCUCGGAAAGUGACAUUGUACCUCACGAGAACGAGGAGUUCUCCAAGGUGCGAAACCUUCUCGUCUACCUGCGUUUAGACAACAUGCCCACCUUGCUGGCGUUUGUGUCUUUAUUGGGCACGAAAGCCACGGAAAUUGUAAACAAGGAGCAUCCCAUGAAGGGAGGUGAGAAGUUUGUGGAGGAUUCUCAGGCGAUUGAGAAGUCCCAGAGAGUCAACGUUCAUGGCGUUCGCCUUCUGGAGCUCACGGAGCGAGGCUCUUCUGUCAUGAAGGUGACAGAGGUGGACGAGUACUCCCUCCUUGACCCCAUCAUCAACGCCUUUAGAGUAUUGGGGCAAAUGUUUAAUCUUUCUGUCUCGGGCGAGAUUACCGUUGUCCCCGAAAGCAACUUCGCCGAUACGCUUAUUCAAAAGGCUGUGGAAGAAGUCUCCGACCUGCUCCUCAUCCCGUGGAGUGAGACUGGAACGUUGAGUGAAAAGCAGGCCGUUUCGAACGACAGCAUUCAAAUCAAACUCGCGAGCGAAUCGUACAGCACAUUCGUGCAGGAAGCACUCAACACGCCGCAAUGCAAUACGGCCGUAUUCAUCAACCAAGGCUUCUCCGGAUCGCUGAAGCCAAAGCAAUGGUCUCUGCCUUGCUCGCUGAGCGCCAUGAGUGUCCGAAGUCAACGAGGUCACAACACGACAUUUCUCAACGUGGAUCAGAGUCAUCACAUCUUCAUGCCAUAUUUCGGCAUGGGUGCAGACGACUUGGUAGCUUUGCGUAUCGUGCUGCAACUUGCAGAGAACCCAGGGGUGACGGCUACCAUCGUACACUACGAAUCGGAAGAGAGUAUCGAAACUUACGCCGAGGAUGUCACUCCCACGAAACCAUCAGAGUCGAAGAAAAUGGAGAUUCUCAGAGUUCUCUCAUUGGGGACGAAGACUGAAUCUACCACUGGAGGUCCCUCUGCACUCUUCACCACACUCCGAAAGUCCAUGUCCGCAGACAUGGCUCGGCGCGUGGUUUUCGACACGGUACGGCAUAGCAAGGAUCCGGUCCAGGAUGCACUGGCCCAGGCGCAGCAAGAGGUUGGUCAGAAUCCCAAGAAUGGAGGCGAUAUUAUUGUGGUUGGCAGAAAUGUGAAUCAUUUCAAACAGAGCGGCAGCACCAGCAGCAUCACAUCUGACUGUCUCGGAACAGCUGCAGAUACUUUUGCUGGCAGCGGCAUCAAAGCGAGCUUACUCGUGGUACAGGCGAAAGACUCUGGAUUGGCAUCGUGAUGCGAUUUGGUGUGCAUGGAAUGGGAGUUUUAAGUCAUGUUCAUAUCAGAGAUACCUUACCUGUCCAUGG
This is a messenger RNA of Sphaerulina musiva SO2202, 2912 nucleotides long. Its product is annotated as Na_H_Exchanger-domain-containing protein. The record is from RefSeq and is a predicted model, not a curated record. The transcript has 4 exons. NCBI's taxonomy places the organism in Eukaryota, Fungi, Ascomycota, Dothideomycetes, Mycosphaerellales, Mycosphaerellaceae. The coding region runs from base 155 to 2842 and encodes 895 amino acids. Gene Ontology annotation, molecular function: antiporter activity. Gene Ontology annotation, biological process: proton transmembrane transport. Gene Ontology annotation, cellular component: membrane.